CUCUCGACUAAAAUCCUCAGCCGGGCGAUGGCCUGGGUCUUAAGAGUGUCCUCCCUGCUGAGCUGAGGAGAUUUUUUCAGUGGAGGGAUGACGAGGGUUGCCCCCACUUCUGACAACAUCCUCUCGAUCAGGAAACCCUUGUCCGCCAUUAAUUCAUCUCCGGGCUGAAGUAAAUGCAAGAUCUGACAUUUCCGUGUUAUUUCCAUGUCGGAGAUGGAGCCUGUGUAGAGCUUUGAUACAAAUGUGAUAACACCACAUGGAGCUACACCAAUCAGCCCUUUAAAGGUGGUGUGAUUUUUGUAGCUCGAAAAGGUUUCUGACUGUAGUGAGAGGGAGGAUGGUGUUUCACAGCGGAUCUCGGUGCAGUCUACUAUAAGAAUCUGCAAGAACUUGUAACUAGCUACAAAGAACUAGCUAACUUUACGAAGAACACACUUGGCUGGCCUGACCAUCCUAACAUUUGAGUCAUAAUCCGAAGGAGAGAGACGCCACACUAGCAUCCAGGUACAUGUGAUAGUCAACUAAACAGUGGCAACUUUUGGAUCCUUUCAAUGCACAAUAUUCUCAAGCCCUUUCACGGUCCAUAAAAAAACGUGUGUUCGGGUGUAGUGGAGGAUGGAAUUAUAAUUUUGUGUCGAGUUCAACAAAAAAAAAAUCAUAGUAGACCAACGCCCCACAAUAUGUUUGAAUGAUAAGAAGCUAUAGAAAACAACUGAACUGAAAGACGGGAAGGCCCAGUUGCUAUAACAUAUUUAUAAAGCUGGGAGACACAGCAGCAAGAUGCUGUCCGCUGCAGACAUGGAUUCACUGGCCAGUGUGAGGAGGAGUCUGGUCCGUCAGACAUCUUAAUGAAGGCACUGUUCUGGCUGAGAACUGAGACUGGGGUCCUAAAAGGCUGACAAGUGCGGCACUGUCCUCUCCUGCUGUUGGGUAGCCUUUAUAUUCUGUGUAGUAGGAUCCCCCCAUUGCCCCCUAAAGCCUCAAGAUGGGCCCGUUCUUAGACUUCAACCCCUUUGAUAACCUGCUGUGCAUUCUCUUGGGCAUCUCCUUCACGGUGUGGUUCACCCUACUGCUCGUCUUCAUCAUCGUGCCUGCCAUCUUUGGAGUGUCCUUUGGCAUUCGACGGCUCUACAUGAAAACCCUACUGAAGAUCUUUGAGUGGGCCACGCAUAGGAUUGAAAGAGGAGCCAAGGACAACAACCAUCUCUUGUACAAGCCCUACUCUAAUGCCAUCAUUGCCAAGGAGCCCACCUCCCUGGAGGAGGAGAUCAAUGAGAUCCGGCGCCGCGGCAGUAACCGGGACCUGGACUCCGCUACUGAGUUUGAGAUGUCUGACAUCUUCUACUUCUGCCGGCGAGGAGUGGAGAGCAUCAUGGACGAUGAGGUGACCAAGAGGUUCUCUGCUGAGGAGCUGGAGUCAUGGAACCUGCUGACCCGUAGCAACUAUAACUUCCAGCACAUCAGCCUGAGGCUGACGGUCCUGUGGGGGCUGGGGGUGGUGAUGCGCUACGGCUUCCUGCUGCCUCUCAGGGUAACUCUUGCCUUCACCGGUGUGGGUCUUCUUGUCGUUCUCACCUCCAUCAUCGGGUUUCUUCCAAAUGGGAGGAUGAAGAACUUCCUCAGUGAGCAGGUGCAUCUGAUGUGUUACCGGAUCUGUGUCAGAGCGCUCACUGCCAUCAUCACCUACCACGACAGUGAAAACAAGCCCAAGAAUGGAGGGAUCUGUGUGGCCAACCACACCUCACCCAUCGACGUCAUCAUCCUGGCCAGUGAUGGCUGCUAUGCAAUGGUUGGGCAAAUCCAUGGUGGUUUGAUGGGUGUGAUCCAGAAGUCUAUGGUGAAAGCCUGCCCACACAUUUGGUUUGAACGCUCUGAAGUCAAAGAUCGACAUCUAGUGGCCAAAAGAUUGAGUGAUCAUGUAGAAGACAAAACUAAACUUCCUAUUCUCAUUUUCCCCGAAGGCACCUGCAUCAACAACACUUCAGUAAUGAUGUUUAAAAAGGGCAGCUUUGAGAUUGGCUCCACAGUCUACCCUGUGGCCAUCAAGUACGACCCCCGCUUUGGAGAUGCCUUCUGGAACAGCAGCCAGUUUGGGAUGGUCAACUACCUGCUGAGGAUGAUGAGCAGCUGGGCCAUUGUGUGCAGUGUGUGGUACCUGCCACCCAUGAGCAGAGAGGAAGGAGAGGAUGCAGUCCAGUUUGCCAGUCGGGUCAAAGCAGCUAUCGCCAGGCAAGGAGGGCUGGUGGACUUGCUAUGGGAUGGUGGUUUAAAGCGAGGGAAGGUAAAAGAUACGUUCAAAGAGGAGCAACAAAAGUUAUACAGCAAAAUGCUAGUGGGAACCCAAGAGGACCGCAGUCGUUCUUGAAGACAAACGCAGGGAGUUUGAGAUGAUCAGAGACCCACUUGCGGACAACAGAAUGAACAGUCUUCUGCACCCUAACAGAUUUUUUGACCUGGAAUACUCCAACCCUCAUGUCAGGAAUACUUCACUUGGCUUCCUCGGUCAGUGCCUCAGCUUGGCAUAUUAAGUUGUCAUUGCUGUUACAGCCCAUUAUGGGCCCUGUCUCUGUCCUCUGUUUCUAAUGAUUUGAAAAUGGACUGGCCUCUACUGCACCAGCCAGCGUGUCAUGAUGCUGUGCACUAAGAUAGUUUUCUCACCAUCAGGGAAGCUAAAACACUGUCUUUUAAGUGACUAAUAUAUUUAUGUUCUUCAUUGAGUUAAUGUAUAUGGUUUGUUCUUAUCCUGUCUCUUUUUUAUGUUUUAUUAUUGUUAAUACUAUUAUGACAGUUAUUAUCAUAAUUGUUCUUUAAGUUACAAGUGAUCUGCCAGGGGACGUAGCAGUGCACAUAGAGAAGUACUGGAGAGUUUGUACUGAAGGGAAAAUCUGUGACCAUGUUGGGAGAUGCAUGGCUGGCUUGUACCCGACACGGCCGAGAUGGCAAGGUGCCACAUAAAUGUUUCUAAUACUUUUUUGUAUUGUUUUUUUUUUCUCAGUGAAAGCCUUUUGUUUUAAGCAUUGUAUUCACAUGUGUAAAAUAUAGGAGUUAAGUUAAAGUGGAGCUUGGGUUUUGUUUUCUUUGUUUCUCUUGUCUCCAUGAAAUGUGGAAGACUGUUCACAUUAUGAUGUGGAGAAUAUACAUUUUGUGACUGAUGGGGUUGUUGAAAUGUAGUAGAUACUCCACCGUCGUCCCAUCUAAACUAGCCUACGUAAUCUAAACACUUUCUUCUGCCUCCCGUCCUUACCUACCGUGUAGCUAAUUUCUGAGCUGUGUAAUGACUGAGGCCUCUGCCACCGACACCUCACGAUAGCUGUGGGUUAAGCAGCAUUGUGUGCUUUUAAUUAGUUUACUUACAAAUGUUUGGUUAUAAUAUGGUUAUAACGUCAUAUACUGGGCCACGGAUGUGAAAAAUAUGCCUUGUUCCCUAGCUGCUAAAUCUAUUAAUACUUCCAUGAAGGCUUCUCAUCUGUGGGAAUCCUCUUGCCAAAUUCACUCCAGAAAAUGACCUCUGUUAGCUGUCAUGUUUUUUUAGCAACUAUCUUCCCAUAGCUUGGCAGCUUCUUCGAGUGGGCCUUAAGGAGAGGGAGUGCAGCUGCAGAGUUAGACUUAUGCCCUGAUAGGCUGCAGUGCAAGCCUAGUGGAAAUCCCUGGCCCUCGCCUUCCUCAAACUCCUGUUUGGUUCUUUCAUCCCAGUACUGUUCUAGGGGUAUAAACGUUCUGAUCAAAUGUGUCCAAUGUUGACCAAUAAAAAUCCCCAAGUUUAAUUGAUGUAAAAUGAGCUACUGAGAGCACUGUCGAUGCGAGCAUAUGCCAUUCUCUUUUGUUCUCAUUAGUGUACAAGAAAAUACACUUGGCUAGGCUUGUUGAAAAGAGUGGCCUUUGACCUCAGGAACCCCUAAGAAGAAGUAUUCCAUCAGAAUUCAAAGCAUGAAGCAGGCAUUCAGGUAAGGAAGGUUGCCAGCAGUGGGCCUGCUGGCUGGCUGUGGGUGUGUUGACUACAUUUUACCCUGUAUCAGGUUCCUUUCAAUAUUUUGUUGGCUGCCUGACUGCUAUUGUUUGGCGUGUUAUUGAUGCUUCACAGUAGCCAUUGAAGUAUUCCUGUUUCUGAAUGUCAUCCAAAAAACUAAGUGUUGCUAUAAUAAUGGUUAAUGGGGUUGAAUAAAUAAUUUCUAUGUGGGGAUCAUUUCAAGUUCCUAUAAGGGAUACAUUAACCAACUAUUAACACUAAAAUAAUAAAUAGUUUAAGACUG
Coregonus clupeaformis (lake whitefish) is the source of this 4250-nucleotide messenger RNA. RefSeq names its product glycerol-3-phosphate acyltransferase 4. The transcript is spliced from 13 exons. NCBI's taxonomy places the organism in Eukaryota, Metazoa, Chordata, Actinopteri, Salmoniformes, Salmonidae. Gene Ontology annotation, biological process: triglyceride biosynthetic process. Gene Ontology annotation, molecular function: glycerol-3-phosphate O-acyltransferase activity. Bases 986 to 2365 code for a protein of 459 amino acids. The record is from RefSeq and is a predicted model, not a curated record. Gene Ontology annotation, cellular component: endoplasmic reticulum.